Owenia fusiformis is the source of this 5905-nucleotide messenger RNA. NCBI's taxonomy places the organism in Eukaryota, Metazoa, Annelida, Polychaeta, Sabellida, Oweniidae. The record is from the annotation of a GenBank genome assembly.
GUCCACAGGAAGUUGAAAACAGUGAACAACGUUCAAAAUUUCGUCUCAUUUUAUUCAUAAUUUUAGUGAUUAUGAGUAGAUUUUAGGCAUGAAUUAUAUAAAAUCGUGUUAUGGGACGUAAUACAUAUUAGAAGAAUACACACCUGAUAUUUGAUUUACAAUUGGAUUUACAACAUAUUACGUGAUGGAGAUACUACUGGAUACAAUUACACACUAGGAUCGCCAUUAUGAAAGUUACAGUUUGUUUCGGAAAUGUGAGGGUCGUGGUACCUUGUGGUAAUGGUGACAUUCUUGUGAAAGACUUAAUUCACAAGGCUGUACUUCGAUAUCGCAAAGCAACAGGCAAGCCAAAUGACUACUGGAUAAAUGUAGCCAACCUUAAAAGCAUCAGUGAUAGCGGAAUCCUUGACCCGGAUGAUCAGCUAAGUGAUGUAGCUGAUGACAGAGAGCAGCUGAUCGCACUAUAUGAGGAGCAAGAUGCGCCACCUGUACCUCAUAAUGGGGGAGAUGGGACAAGUGCUAGCUCUGUGGGUACUGCCAGUCCAGACAUCUUUAAGGUUACGGUUGAUGACAAGAAGCCUGGGUUCCAGCCAGUUAUACAUAGACAGGGCCGGAAUGAUGUAGUUAUCACACCUAAUGAUUUAACUUCAGGUACAAAUCUCCCUCUGGUGGUACGCCGUGGAAGUGAGCCCAAUCUGACCACUGUAGGAAAGACCAGUGAAGUUAAGGUACGGGAUGACACUGCUCCAAAACCCAACAGCAAGCGCUGGUCUGCCAUAGCUGCCAUAGAUGAGGACACACCUCCCACAUCAGCAACACGCAGGGAAUUAGACUCUGACGAUGGCAAAGAACAUUCCCCGAACUCACCAGAAUGGACAAAGGUUAAUGGAACAAGUACUCCAGGUCCAGAAGAUAAAAGCGCAUUUUCGAGAUUUGCUCGUGAUUCCACACGGCAGUCAACAGUUAGCAGUGAGGCGAUGUAUCGCUGGCUAGAUACUCAGGACGCAAGGGAUGUAAAUGCUCAGUAUAGUCAACAGAUGGGUCGUCGUGAACCACUUGGAGGUCCUGCCACAACUACUGAUGAGAAACAAGACACUGAACAACCAGAAAAUUUAUUUAAAAAUCAGUCACUAGUCAUAGUGGAUCUAAAAAAUGAGGGGGGUCCUUUGGGUAUCCAUGUUGUACCAGACUAUGACCAGAACAACAGGGAUACUGGACUCAUUAUACAAGGAAUUGAGCCUGGAGGGAGGAUAUCACGAGAUGCACGUUUCCAACGGAAUGAUAAGAUAGUUGAGAUUAACGGGAAGUCGUUGAUAGGAGUCGACUUCACAAGUGCCCAAGAGAUCUUCAAAAAUGCACUACAGACGAACAAAACAAGGUUAAAGCUGCUCAAACACACUUCAGGAUCUCCACCUAAAGUGCCUCCACCUAUCAAACCUAAACCUUCAGUCAAGAAACAACACAACACUCCUGACGUCACCUCUCUAGGUGUCAACUCUCAUGGUGUCACAUCUCACAAUGUCACAUCUUUAAAUAAACCAAACAAUUUGACAUCAAUGGAGCAUAAAUUGAACAAUUUGAAUAAAAACAAUCAACACAGACCUGCAGAUUUGGUGUUGAGUGAAACCCCAACUGAUUCUAAGUUAACAAAUGGAAGCACAUCACCCAGUAAAAAAACACCACCAGCGCCCCCUGUUAGAGACCCUAGUACAACUUUGUCUUCUUCUGCAGCCAUCAAACCAGUCAUCGCUGCACCCACAAAUACAAGAAAAAUAGGAAAGAAGAUCUACAUUCAACUUACAAAAGGUCCUCAAGGGCUCGGCUUCAGCAUUACAACCAGAGACAACCCAGCAGGUGGUAACUGCCCCAUCUAUAUCAAAAACAUUCUGCCCAAGGGUGCCGCUAUUGAUGACGGGAGGCUCAAAUCUGGUGACAGAUUGUUAGAGGUGAAUGGUAUAGAGAUGACAGGAAAAUCUCAAGCUGAGGCUGUGUCAAUCCUCCGCAACACGAAGCUUGGAAGUAUUGUCAACUUAGUCGUUUCAAGACAGGAAGUCCCUUCCGCACCCAACUCACCUUUUAUAGUACCCCGAGAACUGACCUCUCCAACUUUACAGCAAGCUCACGAGCGAAUCGAUGAUACAAGUUUUCUUAGCCAUAAAGAGGUGCUCACUUUUAACAUCCCCUUAAAUGAUACUGGCUCUGCCGGUUUGGGAGUCAGUGUUAAAGGGAAGACGCAGACAACAUCUCUUGGGACGCAGGAUCUCGGAAUAUUUAUUAAGGCAGUUAUAACUGGCGGUGCAGCAUAUAAGGAUGGCCGCCUACAUGUAAACGAUCAGUUAAUCAAAGUGAAUGGACAUUCCCUACUGGGUCGUGCCAAUACUGAAUCAAUGGACUUCUUACGCAAUGCUAUGCAGAAUGAGGGGCCUAUCCCUGGUGUAAUCAACUUAGUUGUAGCCAGGAGGAUAGGUGGCGGUCCAAUUACUCCCACAGGACCUAUGAGAGCACCUUCAGAAGAAGUUGAUGCUCAAAUUCCCGAACCUCAAGCCCCGCCUAAAUCCCCAAUUGAUCAGAUUGAGAAAAAUUUCAAAAAUCAGGAUUUGAAUCAAAUAAGAAACCCUGUACUGGAUAAACUCACUGGGGGACUUAGGAAUACAUCUUAUAAUAUGGCAACCCAGGACAGUUUAGAUCAGGACAGUUUGAACCAGUCACAUCAGUCCACCACACCUGAGGUUAACAGGACGCGUGCUAUCAAUGUGACAUCUACGUAUAACAACAAGGCCAAUACCCUCUCCUCCCCCACCCUCAACUCUCCCCCUGGAGACACAGUAAUGAUCCAAGAUGAUACUUACCCCCCUCAGCAGACAGUGGCUCAAAAUACUAGGGUUAGACCAGCCUCCACACUAGGUUUACCUAACCUGGUGAAUAGAACGGACUCCAGUGAGAAUGGUGCCCCCAAACCCCCGACUUGGCUAGCUGACCAGUGGGACCAUAAAGACUUAGAUGAAUCUGGCUCACCAUUGAUGCCAUUUGAUCGGGAAGGUUUCGGGAGACAAAGUAUGUCAGAGAAGAGACACGCCAACGUAGAUGCCAAGAACAUAGAGUUUGUGCAGCAACUAAAAUAUGCCAAAAAUAACAAAACAGGCAGUCUGGACCAUCGGAGGUCGGCCUCCUACCAUGGUCGCAUAGGUGAAAGGUACCCAGGUGCAAAUCAGCCAAUAGAGGGCACUAGUGCAGUAAUGAGACUAUCGGAGAGUGAUGUUAGUCGAGCGAUGAAGCGUGUAGGCUCAGCAGAGUCACUUCUAGGUCAAUCAAACAGCUCUGUGAAUCUGCAUGAGUUGAAGGCAGUGAAUGGAGAUGUUGGUCCAACUCUUGGUAUGAAGCGAUCCUCAUCUCUUGAAUCCCUCCAGGCUAUGGUCCAGGAGGUUCAGCUACAAGAAGAUGAUGAGCCUGCGGUGUAUAAGGGACCAACUCGUGUCAUCAGGGGCAGGGGGUGUAACGAAAGUUUCCGUGCAGCUGUGGAUCGAUCUUAUGAAGCGCCACUGGAUACUUCCACUAACUCAGCUAUGGAAACAUUGGAAGAAGAAAGCAGUGAAACAGCCUCUCUGAACAAAUCAGAAUCAACACGAUCAUCAUUCAGUGGCAGUGAAAAGGAAGCUCGUAAGAAAAAAGAAAAGAAGAAAGAUGCUGGGUUAUUCAAGGGUCUGGGCCACAUGUUUAGGUUUGGGAAACAUCGGAAAUCACUGGAAGAAAGAUCGCCACGGUUAUCACCCCAAGAGAUGCACCUGGCAGAGCAGGAUAGACAAAAACAAGAACAGAUUGAGAAAUAUCGGGCACGAUUAGCUCACCAAGAGGAACAAGACAGGAUUCAAGAACAAUACCGUAAACUACAGGAGAAACAACGUGUUGAGCAACAGAAACUUCACCCCCCUGGGCAUCCCACCCAUACCCAUGUUCCCCACACACAGCCCCCACCUGUACCCCCACAUAACCAGCCCAACCCGCAAUAUCAACAGCCUCCCCUGCAAUAUCAGACCCCUCCUCAGCAGCAUAACAAACAAAACUAUCAACCAAAUCAACCUACAAGCAGGCCACAGUCUCAAUAUCAAAUCCCACAAUCUCAGUAUCAGUCACCUCAACCCCAAUCACAAUAUCAUAACCCUCAGCCCCCGCAAAAAUCUCAGUUUCAGCCUCCACAAACACAGUCCCAUUUUCAACCUCCUCAAUCUCAGUCACAGUUACAAUCUUCCCAACCCCAGGCUUAUAACUAUCAGAGAAUGCCACAACAAUAUCAGUCUCAUCAGUCACCGGCCCAAUCGCCACAACAACGUCGUGCAAUGAAAUCCCCCGCCCAACAACAAUGGGGCACCCCACCUCGUCCCCAGAGGCAGGCAGCGUCUGAGUCUGAUGACAUCAUGCAUAACCCUGAGCUUGCAAUGAACCGGACAGAGAGGAUUCAGCAGCUAAGGGCAAGGCAUCAACAGAGGCACCAGGCAAGGCAGGGGGCUUACCCUGGGGAGGACAGAGAAGAGAGAUAUGAGCAGCAGAUACAGCAAAUGGAACACCAGCCCAUGCCAGAGCAAUUCAGCAACUAUGCAAUACCUCCAAGACAGCGCCAGGCCCCUGAGACUCAGUACCCGUAUGAUAACAGGGCCUACUCAAGGGAUCCACAGACCUUCAGCCACUACCAAAAUUUUGAUGAAAUUCGACAAGACCUGCAACGUCAUGACCAAUACCAGGAAAAGUAUCACAUAAGGGGAGGUGCUGAUCAGAGGACUCACCCUAAUAGAGAGCUCGAUACCCUCGGGAGAGAUCAAGGGAGUCAUGGAGGUGGGGAUCAGUAUUCAUUUCACCAACCCAGAGCCCGAUCUCAUACCCCACAGAUGGGAUACUCUCAAUGGGCACCACCAGGGGGAGCUGGUGAACAAUAUGGUCGCCGUCAGAAAUCACUGGACUUAGACGAGCCUCAAUACAGUCGUCGGCAACCAUCGGGGGAUUAUGAUGACCCCACUUAUAUGUAUGGACAAACCAAAUAUGGUCAAGUAGGGCGACGGACUCCUCAACUUUUACAGGGACCACAGCAAGUGUGACAUCACAAGGAGUGUUACAUAACAGUACAUGUAAUUGUUACAAUUAUGCCUUAUUCUCACAAAGCAAAUGAAUCAUGCAAUCUCACCCACUGUUUAUUGACCAAGAUAAUUUCUAAACAAUUCCUGAAUGAUUUGAAAUUAGAAAGAUAAUUUCACGGUUUUUAUUUGCCCAGCAGAGGAGGGUUAUAAGCCAGGAAUUAAGUGAACAGACAUGUUGUGAAUACUCUAAAUAACAGAGUAAUUCAAAAACAUUCAGACGUUCAAAAUCAGAGAGAUAUUAAUUGAAAAAUAAUGGCAGACAGAUGGACGGAUUUUAAACGGAAAUAAUGGAUGGCAUAGUGUGUCCAGUACAAUGUUCAAUUGUUGCAUAAAGACUUGCAUAUCACCAUAGUGACUCAAUUACAGAGAAAUGCUGCAAAUCAUGAUAACUCGUGAUUCCUCAAGUGCAUAUAGACAAAUAGAAACUUACUACAAAUUUGAAUUGUACAGGAAUUAGAAGAUAUACUUUUUAUAAAUUUAUAACAAAUGUGAACAAAAGAAUAAUUGGAAAUGUUUGUAAAUACUGAAUACUUUUUAUAUGUAUUAAAUGACAAGAACAAAAUAUUGAUGAUAUUACUGGAAAUAAUUUAUGUAGAACAUUGUUUCUGAUUCAGUGUAGAUGCCUCUGGUACUUCCACUUUCGUCCUCGAAGAAAACAAGCCUAGUUUUUGAAAGGGGUAUUUGGCCAGUUUUGGAUAUUUUUUAUAAGGCCCUGUCUUAGACUGGUUACCCAUUUGUAACCUGUUAACUACUCGUAUUUGCAACUUGUUAACUAUUUG